AUUGGCGUGGAUCCCCCUUGCCUUGUCUUCUCCUCCGUAGUAGCUUCGUCCUCCGCGGUUCAGGCCAUGAACGGCAAGCAGCCCUCCCGCCAUGACCAUGGCAGAACUGCCUACCACUUCCAGCCUGCCAAGAACUGGAUGAACGAUCCAAAUGGGCCUUUCUACCACAACGGCAUAUACCAUUUCUUCUACCAGUACAACCCGCACGGCCCGACGUUUGGCACCGGCAAGCUCUCCUGGGGCCACUCCGUCUCCGGCGACCUCGUAAACUGGGCCUUCCUCGGCGCCGCGCUCGAGCCGACGUCGCCCUUCGACGCCGACGGCUGCUGGUCGGGCUCAGCGACCGUCCUCCCCGACGGCCGUCCGGUCAUCCUCUACACCGGGCGCGACACCGACACGGUCCAAGUGCAGAACGUGGCGUUCCCCAAGGACCCCACGGACCCGCUCCUCCGCGAGUGGCACAAGCCCAGCUGCAACCCGGUGAUCCCGCAGCCCGCGGACGUGACGGGCAACAACUUCCGCGAUCCCUCCACGGCGUGGCUCGGCGGCGACGGGCUGUGGAGGUUCAGCGUCGCCGCCGAGGUCGCCGGCGUCGGCUCCACGCUCGUCUACCGCAGCGCGGAUUUCCUUCGCUGGGAGCGGAACGCCACGCCGCUGCACGCCUCUCCGGACGUCCCGGCGCUCGAGUGCGCCGACUUUUUCCCGGUGGCGGAGCGCGGCACGGAGGGGCUCGACACGUCGGCGGCGAACGUCGCCGGGGUGAGGCACGUGCUCAAGCUGAGCAACAUGGCCGACGAGGACUACUACAUGGUCGGGUGGUACGACGACGCGGCGGACACGUUCGUGCCGGCGGAGGGGGAGCGCGGUAGCGACGUGAGGAAGUGGCGCCGGAUCGACCACGGGCACCUGUUCGGCGCCAAGUCCUUCUUCGACGCGAGCAAGAAACGGCGCGUGCUUUGGGCGUGGGUCGACGAGACGGACGGACACUCCGACGACGUCGCCAAGGGCUGGGCCGGAAUUCAGGCGUUCCCGAGAGCCCUCUGGCUGGACACCGACGGGAAGCAGCUGGUGCAGUGGCCGGUGGAAGAGAUCGAGACGCUGCGGAGGAGACGAGUCGCUCUGCUGGGCGCGGAGGUGGGCUCGGGCGGGCUCCAUGAGAUCGCCGGCAUUGAGACCCAGCAAGCGGACGUGGAGGCGAUCUUCGAGAUCCCGAAACUGGAGGCGGCCGAGAAGUUUGAUCCCAAGUGGCUGCAGGAUCCCGGGAAGUUGUGCUCAGAGAGCGGCGGCGUCGGGCCGUUCGGGCUGAUUGCCAUGGCGUCCGGCGACUUGCAGGAGCAGACUGCCAUCUUCUUCAGGGUGUUCAAGCACGAUGACAUGUACAAGGUCCUCAUGUGCAUGGAUCUGACAAGGUCAUCUACAAAAGAAGGGGUGUACAAGCCAGUUCAUGCAGGAUUUGUCGACGUGAACGUGGAGAAAGACAGGAGCUUAUCUCUAAGGACACUGAUCGAUCACUCUGUCAUUGAGAGUUUUGGAGGUGGGGGCCGGACGUGCAUCACGGCUCGAGUGUACCCAGAGCACGCCGCAACAGGCAGCAGCCACCUGUACCUGUUCAACAACGGAUCUGGCUCAGUGAAGGUGUCCAAGCUCGAGGCCUGGGAGCUUGGGACAGCGUCCGUCAAUCUUGAAGAUGUCAAUCUUCCAUUGGCUGUUCCUAUUCUUUCGAAUGUCUCCGAAUAGCAGCAAGCGCAAGCGCAACCAUCACGUUGAGUGGAGCAUGUUAGAAGUUGUGGUUCCAUUGCUUCUGCGUGCUGCAGAUUGGGGGCUCAUUUGGUGCUUUAUGUUUUGAAUAAUAAAACUUUUUUACAGCGUGUGAUAUUUUGUUCAGGUAAUUGUAGGGUUGUAGGUUGUUUCUUAGCAUAAGACUUGUCUAGUUUCUUAGCAUUUGGGAAUGUAAU
Messenger RNA from Setaria italica (foxtail millet), 1955 nucleotides. RefSeq names its product beta-fructofuranosidase, insoluble isoenzyme 7. Gene Ontology annotation, biological process: carbohydrate metabolic process. Gene Ontology annotation, molecular function: hydrolase activity, hydrolyzing O-glycosyl compounds. Lineage: Eukaryota; Viridiplantae; Streptophyta; Magnoliopsida; Poales; Poaceae. The record is from RefSeq and is a predicted model, not a curated record. The coding region runs from base 67 to 1737 and encodes 556 amino acids. The transcript is spliced from 6 exons.